AGAACCGAAUCUUGCAAAUAUAAUAGCACAGCAGAUGGACAUUACUGAACCACUGAGUCACUUAAGAGAACUUCUUGAAGAAAGAAUUGGAGUGUCACUGAUAGACUAUGAGUUCUAUCUGCAAAAUGAACAGCAGCUCGAUGCAUCGAGAAAUCUAGUGGAGCAAUGCGUGCAGGGUGAAGGCAUGGUACAGAUCAACAUAGAGCUUAUCCAACCGACCAAUGAGAAGCCCCGAAUCAACAUCGUUGACGUUCUGAAGCCUGCUGAAGAGGAGGUGGAGAUUGCAACUGACACAGAUGUACAGAGAGUGAUGGCAGGUGGAGUCGUCGUGUCAGAGUCGUCUGAUGUCACCCGAUGGACCGUAUCAGAGGAAUUCCGCAAGGAGCAGGCUCGCCUUGGGAUGUCACCUGUUAUGUGAACUCUCACACGAAGAAUUCCAAAAGUACAUUCCAAUGGACAAAGGCGACCUCUUCUGGACACAUUUGGAGUUGCUGAGAAAAUGCAAGUUUGUCGCUGUGGUUCAACCUCAACAGACGAUUGUCGCCAUAGCCAGUACAGAACCUAAGAUACGGACGUACGGCCGGCCCGGGGUGUGCUCAGCACAGAAGGUGAGGAUGUCCAAGAUGACUGGAUUCACAACAACUUCACCUGGUAACAGGACAGGCAACAACGGACAGAUUCAGCUGUGGCAGUUUCUGCUGGAGCUACUCACUGACAAGGACUCACGCGAGUGCAUACACUGGGUCGGCGAGGAUGGCGAGUUCAAGCUGUCGAACCCGGAGAUGGUCGCACAGCUGUGGGGCAUGCGCAAGAACAAGCCGACAAUGAACUACGAGAAGCUGUCGCGCGCGCUCAGGUAUUACUACGAUGGAGACAUGAUCUGCAAGGUCCACGGUAAAAGAUUCGUCUACAAGUUUGUCUGCGAUCUGAAGCAGCUGAUUGGCUACAGCGCGGCGGAGCUUAACCGCCUUGUCAUGGAGUGCGAAAAGAAGAAGUUCAACCAGCCGAAGCACAGCGCGUACACGACACAGAAGAAGGGCCUCGACUCCAACGUCGUUCCGCUACACUCGCUACCGUAGGUGCGAGCGGUGUUCAGAACGUCGGAACGUGGACUUGCUGCAUUCCCUGACAGGUUCGUGCGGUGUUCUGAACAUCAGAACGUCGUUCCACUACAUUCGCUAUCGUAGGUUCGUGCGGUGUUUUGAACGUCGGAACGUUGACUUGCUGCAUUCACUGACAGGUUUGUGCGGUGUUCCGAACAUCAGAACGUCGUUCCAAACAGGAUCGGAGUUUAACUCUGCUCGCUGUCAUUAGUUCGCACAGUGAUCCGAACCUCAUGACACUUCACUUGUCGUCGUAAGUUCAAGCUGUGUUCGGAACGUUGGAAGUUUACUGGAAUUUAUUUCCUGUAGGGGCGCCACUGCAAUGGUAACCAUGCGCGUAAUCACAGCUGCUCUCGCGUGAUGUUGACACCACUGCUAGGUAACAUUGAGCUUCCUGCUGUAGCAUUAUCCUGUGUGUUCCAGUAAAAUGGGGUUAGUUUUCAUGAAGGAACACCAUCUGGCAUUUAGGUGUGCCCAGGCAUCCUCAGUUGGGCCCAGGACCCCACCAACCGAUGAAUGCCUGCAUGCCUUAUUUUAAGGGUCAGCUCCCAUCUUGUGUAGCUAUAUUGCACAAUGCUUUGCUGCUGCCCACGCAGGCCAAUGGUUUUUGCAUGAAUGGUCCAUCAGAACUUAACAUGUGCUACAAAUGCCUGUAACUGCCGGAUUCUAUUUCUGUAAAAGUGUGAAAUCUGCGAGUGGUGUUGUUGUGUUAUAUGAACUUGAUAAGAAGCAGCAGCCGUCUCUAAACAACAAGUGAGCAAGGGUGUGAUGUAAAUAAUAUAAAUGUUGGAAUUCUUGGAUGAGAAAAGCCUUAAACAAUGUAGCUUUAGUUAGCAUGGUGGCAGAUGUAACAUGUGGUAGAAUGGUGGCCUGACUCAACGAAAAUCUGAGAUGCAAAGAAAUAUCUGUGUGGUAACGACAUCUGUUCCACUCUCUACUCUAAUUGUUAGAUAGAUGUCGUUAAGUAACACCACGAGUCUAGAAUGUAAUAACUUUUGCACAGGAAAUGCUGUGCCAGUGUUAUGUCAUUUUAGACCUUUUAGUCGUAGAUAUUGACGUUUCUGACAAUGGGCUACCUGGUUCCUUUAAUGCACAGCUGACAAUAGUCGAUUGUUGUCUCUAGCGUUGCAGAGGCGAAAGCUUUGCUUGGCCGUCUGAUAGCAAUGCUGCUGCUGCUGCUAUUCCGAAUGCAGUGCUAGGCGUUGUAGCCUUCCAGCACGUCUUCUGGCGGUCGUUGAUAUUGAGACUGGGGCACUCUCCAGCCGCGCCAUCAUUGUACAUAGUUCGGUUAACGAAGGAGGACCUAAUUAGGUAGUUCUAUUCAUAUAUGCAGCUCGUUCAGUCUUGAUUUUUUCAUAGGCCUCGUUAGACUGGUGAGCUUUCCAAAGUCUAGCUUCAAACAAAAAACAAGGCUACGCAGCAGCAUGUGUGAAUAAGCGGUUGCGUUGAAUGACAGCGAUUCGCUGGCACCACCUGACAAACGCUAGUUAACUUGUAAGGUUACAGCAUUUCUCAGUGCUACUGUAUGGAUGUGACGUUUAAGCUGUGUGCCGUAUGUCUACCCAGGAACGAUCCUGGGAAAAUUUUCAAGGCAGGGGGGAGGCAAAAUUUUGUGACUCGAUCUGCCUAGUGAUGCACAAGCGAGGGGUGCAACUCCUAAUCUACGAGGGUUUCACGGAUGAUUUCCGCUUAUUUAAAUGUUAUUUGAAUUCGUUAGAAAUUCGUUUUAAUAAAUAAAUUUGGCUGUUA
Messenger RNA from Priapulus caudatus, 2852 nucleotides. Its product is annotated as GA-binding protein alpha chain-like. Gene Ontology annotation, biological process: regulation of transcription by RNA polymerase II; cell differentiation. The record is from RefSeq and is a predicted model, not a curated record. Gene Ontology annotation, cellular component: nucleus. NCBI's taxonomy places the organism in Eukaryota, Metazoa, Priapulida, Priapulimorpha, Priapulimorphida, Priapulidae. Gene Ontology annotation, molecular function: sequence-specific DNA binding; DNA-binding transcription factor activity, RNA polymerase II-specific.